Molecule: messenger RNA, 279 nt
Organism: Acaulospora colombiana
Lineage: Eukaryota; Fungi; Glomeromycota; Glomeromycetes; Diversisporales; Acaulosporaceae
Source: the annotation of a GenBank genome assembly
AUGGCAGGGGUAUCACUCUUCAACGGAUGGACUCCAAGAAAAGUCAAAUCAGAGGAUGUUAUUAAACUCAUGGAUGGCGACAUCAAUCCUUUCACAAAUAGACCCCUUAGCGCCUCUUACAAAGCUAUCUUAGAAAAACGCAAGAACCUGCCUGUUUACGGAUAUAUGAAAGAAUUCUACAAAAUUUUUAAUGAAGCCCAAAUCACUGUGAUGGUGGGAGAAACUGGUGAAUUUCUUAUAAUUCUCGAUGAAGCGGAUCUUUAUACUUACUUUGGUUAA